Messenger RNA from Enhydra lutris kenyoni (northern sea otter), 3611 nucleotides. Its product is annotated as thymocyte expressed, positive selection associated 1. The record is from RefSeq and is a predicted model, not a curated record. Lineage: Eukaryota; Metazoa; Chordata; Mammalia; Carnivora; Mustelidae. Gene Ontology annotation, molecular function: signaling receptor binding. The transcript is spliced from 11 exons. The coding region runs from base 450 to 2063 and encodes 537 amino acids.
CAGAGAGAAAGGUACAACAUGCAAUAUGAUACUCUGUCACUGUCCUCACUUAGAUCCCGAUACCUGGGAAGGGCUUCGCCCGGCUUCGCUAACCUCUCUGCCUCAAACUUUGCUCCCUACCUGCGGACAGAAACAGGACCAAAGAAUUGAAGACAUGGAUUCACAGAACUAAGAAAUCCACUCACCCUCACUCCUGUCUCCAGACCAAGCCAUCUGCAAACCAGGACAGGACCCAGCUACGGGGCUGUGACUGGUGUCAACUCGGAUUGGUCUGUGUUACUCUAUAACCAUCCUUAAAUGUUCUGAAUGGCACAGCAAUCCGAGAGCAAUGUGGAAUCCCAGGCAGACUUUUUCCUCUCAACUGGAACCUUGUUGGACCUGCUGCUGAACUGACAGCUCUCCGAACAGCAUUCCUGGGGACGGGAGGCCCUAAAGUCUGAGCCAGGGCGAUGGAGGGCUCUGUGCUGAGCACCACAUCCUGGGAGAAACGGCGGGCCUGGCUCCAGCAGAGCCGCCACUGGCAGACCCAGGUCCUGGAGGAAGAGGCUGCAGCUGCCCUGCAAGAUGUCUCAGAUCCAGAACCUUCCAGCCUGGACGAAGUUUUCCAGGAAGGAAAUCCAAUCAACAAGAUUGAAGACUGGUUGCAGGAUUGCGGAUACUCUGAAGAAGGGUUUUUUGAGGAAACAGGACAGUCAAGCUACAAUGGGUGCCUCAGCCACGGAACCAGCUUUGAAGAUGACUUGACCCUAGGAGCAGAAGCCACACUAUUGGCCACCGAAGGCAGGGUCUUCUCCAGGAGUUUCCUGGACCCAGUCCGGCCCUGCCAACUCCUUGAUCUUGGCUGCAGCUUGGCCUCCAGCAGCAUGACGGGUGGCACCAACAAGACUAGUUCAAGCGUCUCUGAGAUUCUGGACAAGGUGCAAGAAGAUGCAGAGGAUGUCCUCUUCAGUCUGGGCUUUGCCCAAGAGGACCACAAGGACACUUCGCGGAUUCCUGCCCGAUUUUUCACCACCCCCUCUCAGGCCAGAGGCAUUGAUUUCCAGCUUUUCCUGAAGGCCCAGGUGCAGAGGAUAGAGAUGGAGGACCCUUGCCUCAUGCUGGCCAGCAGGUUUAAGCAGGUGCAAACACUGGCUGUCACUGCUGAUGCCUUCUUCUGUCUCUACUCCUAUGUGUCUAAGACACCUGUCCAAAAGUUCACACCAUCCCACAUGUUCUGGAAUUACAAUCCAACUGAUGUGCCAUCCAUCAGGAUUCUGGCUCCAGAACCUGAACCUCAGUCACCCAGAGACCGCCUCCGGAAAGCCAUCUCCAAGAUGUGCCUGUAUACAAGCCCCCGAGAUCGGCUGUCACCACCCCAUAAUAUCCCCAAAAGGAACAGUCUGGACCAAGUGGUGUGGGAAGUAAUGGACAGAGUGAGAGGAGAGAAAAUGGUCUUCCAGCAAGACCCUGGAUUUGAGCCAGGCUCAGAGGAAGAUCCGGUGCCACUCAUCAGGGAUACAAAGCUACCCACUUUUUCCGGACCAUGUGCUCUUUGCCCCAGAGAGGAAACACAGCAGGGAAUGUCCACAAUGCAAGCACCAUCACAAAUUCUGGAUCCUAAACCAGAGGCAACCCCUUGCAUGCAUUCUCUGCCCUUACAGCCGAGCACAGACCCUGCACAGGUAAAAAGAGAGCCAUGGGGUCUACAGGCCACCAAUAAGGAAGUCCAUUUGGCCAAGGAUGAGACUUUAUGGAGAAGAAAGAGCAGAGCAAAAAAGAGCUUGUUUCAGAAGAAUCCCAUGAGCAGGAGAGUUAAGUCAUUGGACCUGUCCAUCAUGCAGCAGAGCCAAGAGCAACCAGCAUGGUACCAGUCUCUAACCCAGCAGCUACAGGACACUUGUGACUUGGAUGAGGCAAGUGAGUUGGGGGCAAGAGAGAGGCUGGCAGAGAAAGGUUCUGGAUUCUUGCCUUUCAGUAAAGGGAAUCCAGGCUCCCUGUCCUCACCAGAUAUACCAACUCUUGAAUUACAUUCCAAAAACUUUGGGAACCAGUUAAUAGAGAAGAAGAAAGAUAAAUGGGCUUGAUUUCUUAAGAUCAUCCAGGUUUUCAGAGCUUUUCUAAUUCCUCAUCUGAUCUGAUCUUCACUGAAGUUCCUCAUCAAGCACACCUGGCUCUAUCAUUUGUGGGAUCUGCACCAGAAUACACAUAGAGGCUAGUUAUACACUAAGCUAAACACUAGUAAAUAAAAUAUGCUCUCUUCUACCUUAAUAAAUUUGUAACCAUAAAGACCUGGAGGUCCAGGUUCAAAGUUAAUAUUCUCAGAUUCUUAGGACUUCUGUGCUAGAACAUGGCAGUGUGGGCAGAGCCACUCCCCAGCUCUGGCCUAUCCCCUUCUCUUCCCAGGCCCAGAUCUAUCCUAGACCUUAAGGGAUUUCACACAUAGAUGUAUGAGCACCUGGCCUACAGAUCCAAAAACCACAUAACCUCUACCCACACAAAUAGCCAUCUGUUGGUCAUCACUUGUUCCUGGGGAUGCAUACACUAGGAGAGAGGGUGACCUUUAAGACAACAGACACCAGGCAAAACCAGUGCAAUUCCCUGGAGCAGACUUGGGGGCAUCUGAACAGUAUAUCCAGGUAUCCUAUGGAACCAGAGCAUGUUCUAGAAGAGGCAGUGCAGGAUGAGAUGGGUACAUCCUUUUGGUCCACCAACUCUUCAUCCUGUGGACUCUCAAAAACUCAAGACUCCUCUUGUCUGGGACUCUAGACAGUACCGCUAUCAAGAGCUGACCUCUCUUGAGAAAGCUCUCAGAUCCUUGCCACAAGAGAAGCUGUGAUGAUUUGCAAUAUUGUUUGUAUAUGUGUCACCUGUCAUUGGACACAGAGCUGCAUCUCAACUCCUGCCUUCCUCACUACUGCGUUCCUGCAACAAGAGAAGAAGCCGAGUCUCUCAAGUAUACUCAGCCUCUUUCCCCUAUGGCCACCUGCCAUCUGACACCUCUCCCCACUGGCUCUUAGUUCUGCUGGGAUCUUGAAUGUUUUGGCAAAAAAAAAAAAAAUCUGUUAUUUAAACCAAGGAUAAAUGAGGCACCUACUCCCUAGUACCAGAGAGAAGAUGGCAUCAGGAAUUAAUUAAUUAAUUAAAUGAUUUUUCUAAGGUAGUAGAAAUUGAUAUCCUUCUUGAAUCAAAUCAAUGAGUCUUGCUUAGAGUUCUCUCCAUUUCAAAUCCCUUAAUUUACUGCACAUCUUGGCCCAAUAGUUAUUUUUGGUCAAUACCCUAAAUUUGUAGUGUUACUUUGUCCAGAAUCACAAAGACCUUUAUACUUCUAACUCUUUUAAUUUUCAUUCUCUGUGACUUUAGGGCCACAGUCACUCUUCUUUCUCUCUUACUCAUUACUUUCUUCCCCAGGUAUGUAAAUUAUAUGUAUACAGUAAUUACUCACAAAAGAAGUAAAUAUCAGAAGGCAGCAAUACAUCAUAUACAGCUGGGAAAGUUUAGGAUAUGGAGUCAAAUGACCGACCCUAUAUAAUUCUCCAUGAUCUUGCAAAAAUCACUUGACUUUAAUUUUAUCUAAUGUAAUAGGAGAAUAAUUAUAUACAUAUAUAUGUAUAUAAUUAUAUAUAUGUGUGUGU